UACAUAGAUAAGUGUUUCUAUACAUGACCGAUCGUGCAUGUGAGAAAGUCGGCAAGCGUGUGUAUGGUGGCAUUAAGUCAGAUGAUUUUAACCGGGUUAAAAUUUCCCUCUUAAUGAUCUAGCCAUUCAAGCAGACAGAUAGAAAACCUUAAUAAAAACGACAUGAUUUUCACACACAUUUAACAUCAAUUUAGUCCGAAUUCCCAUCUUGCCAUCCCUCAUCACCAUCACUUCAUCUCAUCACAAAAAUAUGGCUUCCUCAUCAGCUUCUAUCAUCAAAGAAGAAUUUGAACCACAAAUGCAAUUCCCUUUGCAUAUACCCGAUAGUCCUGCACCAAGUGGCUAUCUAGCCAAUCCAUAUCAAUCCAUAGCAGAUAUAGCACAUGAUAUGAUGGAUGCCUCUUUAGCAUCAAUUCAAGAAUCUCAUUGGCAAAAUGCAAUUCUUUCGGAUGGCGUUGCAAUCCUACCCUCAACAAGAAAUAUGGAUCACAAGGAAAAUAUCCCCUCCGUAAAAGGCAAAUCAUUUAUACCCAACUGCAGACCGAUCGAAGUGUUGGCAUGCAUACAUUUGUUCAGUUAUCGACUCAUUUGGGACGUUCGUAUGAGUUCAGGAAGGAUAUUACAGCGAUAUGAUUAUCACAACUUUUUGUUCUAUUGCGUCUGGAGAGGAAUUGGACCAAUUUACAGUCCAAGAGAUGCGGUAGGCAUUCAGGAUAUACGUUGCUGGGGACCACAAGGAGAACGACAAUCUCUCGCUUUACCAAACUCACAAAAGAUUCAAAUCGUUUGGAAAAGUUGCAUCGCACCUGAAGUGCCUAUCCAAGAAGGAAAAGUACGAAUGGAUAUCGAACUUGGCGCUUAUCGUAUCGAAUGGAGACCGGAAUUGAACGGAUGCGAUGUCACGUUUGUGGGAGAGGCAAAUUUGAUGACUUACAUUCCUACUUACAUCUACAAAGUUUUCAGUAUGGAACUGCCAAAAGUCAUUGGAAGGUUGAGCGGUGCAAUGCAGAGGUUUGGCGUGCCUCCUUAUGUGCUUGAUCUGCAAGAUUGUGUGGUGAUUCAAACCACAUUCUGGCAUGGUGAAACAAGAUCUUCCAAACACAGGCAUCAUGUCAGAAAACCAGGUUCAUACAGUAUCAUGAUCGACAGACAGCGUAUGUUCCCAUUCGGCAUCUUGCAACCGGUAGUGAACGGCUUGGGCGCUCAUGCUGUUUCUUUGCAUGAGGCAGACGAUCGAAUAAUAGUCGAUGUCUCAGCUCUUGGAGUGGGGCAGGAGUAUAUCAUCGAGGUGGAACCUCGAGAAAAGGAGGGAGAUAUGAAUACCAAUGCGGGAUGGUGGUAAUUCGCUAUUUACACACACACACACACACUACACUUCACAAAUGCUAUAAUCAUUUCUCAUCUUUACAACUUUGCCUUUCCGAUUUUGAGCGAAUUCAUGUGUUCGAUGGUGGCUUUUCGCACUGCAGCUCGAACGAUUUUACCGUUGGGAUUACGUUCCAGUUCCUCUUUACGA
Molecule: messenger RNA, 1516 nt
Organism: Meira miltonrushii
Lineage: Eukaryota; Fungi; Basidiomycota; Exobasidiomycetes; Exobasidiales; Brachybasidiaceae
Exons: 2
Coding region: 251-1342 (363 amino acids)
Source: RefSeq, a predicted model, not a curated record